Molecule: messenger RNA, 5343 nt
Organism: Aspergillus nidulans FGSC A4
Lineage: Eukaryota; Fungi; Ascomycota; Eurotiomycetes; Eurotiales; Aspergillaceae
Product: protein rrp5
Exons: 4
Coding region: 1-5343 (1780 amino acids)
Biological process (GO): endonucleolytic cleavage in ITS1 to separate SSU-rRNA from 5.8S rRNA and LSU-rRNA from tricistronic rRNA transcript (SSU-rRNA, 5.8S rRNA, LSU-rRNA); RNA processing; endonucleolytic cleavage in 5'-ETS of tricistronic rRNA transcript (SSU-rRNA, 5.8S rRNA, LSU-rRNA)
Cellular component (GO): small-subunit processome; nucleolus
Molecular function (GO): box H/ACA snoRNA binding; snoRNA binding; box C/D sno(s)RNA binding
Source: RefSeq, a predicted model, not a curated record
AUGGCUCCCAUUAAGCGCAAGGGCAAUACUGCCGAGGAGUCAUCAACUCGCAAUCCUCAGAAACGUGUGCGCGUGGGAACCGAAGAGCACAAGACAGACGGCAAGAGCUCGACGGCGGGCUCUGCGCCGAAAGCUUCUGAGCUCACGGUAUUGCGAGACGACGAACCGUCUUUCCCUCGAGGUGGUGGAAGUGUCUUGACGCCCCUUGAACGAAAGCAAAUUCACAUUAAAGCGACAAAGGAUGUUCUCUUUGAGCAAAAGAGCGGUACUAAGAAACCUUCCAAAGACGAGGAUGAAGCUUUUGAAGACGAUACAGAUAUGGAAGACGCAGACGAAGAUGCAUCAACACCCGCCAAGAAAUCGCAGAAACGAAAAGGAAAGGGUAAGAAGGAUGCGAAGCAGGAUAAGCGUGAGAAGAAGGGUGUUCGAAUUGAAGGCUUGAGUUUUAAACGCCUGGUCCCGGGGGCCUUGAUUCUAGGACAAGUUUCAAGUAUAAAUGCUCAUAACAUUGGAAUCUCGCUCCCGAACAACCUUACAGGUUAUGUCCCUCUAACGUCCGUGUCAAAGACGCUCGAGAGUAAGAUUGAGAAGAUGCUAGAGGAAGACGAAGACUCGGAUGAGGAAGAAUUUGAUUUGCACGACUACUUCUACCUUGGUCAAUAUCUACGGACCUACGUCGUAUCUGUCGGGAACAAGUCGGCCGACGCCAGUUCGAAGAGCAAGAAGCGUAUUGAGCUUUCGAUCGAUCCACGGUCCGCGAACACAGGCCUUCAGAAAACUGAUUUGGUUGUCAACGCUGCCGUCCAAGCAUCCGUUGUCAGUGUAGAAGACCACGGAUUGGUCAUGGAUCUAGGCAUUGAAGGCACCGAUGUCAGAGGUUUCAUGUCGUCCAAAGAAAUCGAUCCUAGGACGGACUAUUCUACGAUUAAGGAAGGUUCUGUCUUUCUGUGCAUGGUCACAGGCCAAAACGCCAAUGGCAACGUGAUCAAGUUAUCUGCCAACCUCCAGUCUUCCGGAUCGAUCAAGAAGUCGCAUUUCCUUAGUGUAGCACCUACUAUCAAUUCCUUCGUUCCCGGUGUUGCAGCAGAGAUCCUCCUGACGGAUGUAUCAUCAACUGGAAUGAUCGGAAAGAUUAUGGGCAUGCUAGACACCACUGUCGACUUAGUGCACUCUGGUGGCGCCACAGGCAAGACUGAUCUGACGAAGAAGUAUCAUAAUGGUGCUAAGAUCAAGGGCCGUAUUUCGUGCACAUUCCCUGGCUCAGAACCCUACAAGAUUGGUUUCUCGAUGCUUGAUCAUGUUCAGAAAUUCUCGGCUGAAGGUCAUGGGCCGAAUUCCUCCGAUGAUGCGCCUGCCAUCUCGGCCGUGAUACCCGAGGCCACAAUAGUGAAUGUCGAUCCAGGUCUUGGUGUUUACGUCAAAAUCGGGUCAACCAAGCAUAUGGGCUUCGUCCAUGUUUCGAGACUUGCGGAUGGGCAAGUGGAAACAAUCUCUUCUGACCAUGGACCUUUUAAAGUCGGCACGACCCACGAGGCAAGAGUUGUCGGCUAUAGCGCCAUCGAUAACCUCUACUCAUUGUCUUUCGAGAGAAAAGUCAUUAACCAGCCUUUCCUUCGCCUAGAGGAUGUCACCCUUGGUGCAGUGGUCAAGGUAACCAUCACCAAAGUUCUGGUUGGAGAAUCAGGCGUUACUGGCCUGAUUGUUUCCUUGACCGAUGGCAUUACAGGAUUCAUUCCCUCGGUGCACUUUGCGGAUACACGGUUGCAAUUUCCUGAAAAGAAAUUCCGCGAAGGGUUAUCGAUCACCGCGAGAGUCUUGUCGGUUAAUCUUGAGAAGCGCGAAGUCCGCUUGACUCUAAAGAAGAGUUUAUUGAAUACUGAAGCUGCCGUCUGGAAAGACUACAGAGACAUCCUUCCUGGAGCUCAAUCCCCAGGAACUAUUAUCAAUAUUUUGCCAAAUGGUGCUGUGGUUCAGUUCUACGGCAACGUUCGUGGCUGGCUUUCCGUAUCAGAAAUGAGUGAAGCUUACAUCAAGGAUCCUUCUCAACACUUCAAACUUGGUCAAGUUGUUAAUGUUCAUGCUUUGAACGUUGAUGCAUCUCAGGGCAAACUCUCAGUGUCCUGCAGAGAUCAGUCAUUGCUUGCCGAUAGUUACAGAACGGCCUUUAAGACUAUUCAGCCUGGGCAGUCCGUAACAGGUACAGUCUUCGAGAAGUCUGACGACUACGUUCUUCUGAGGUUAGAGGAUCUCGGCGGUCUUGUGGCUCGGCUGGGUGUAGGUCAGGUAGCCGAUGGAUCAGCUUCUAAACGCUCCUCAACUCUUUCCAAAAUCCGAGUGGGCCAGAAACUCAACGAGCUCGUAGUCCUCGACGUCCACCGUGCUCAUCGCCUCAUUCACGUCACCAAUCGAGCAAGUCUCAAGAAGGCUACCAAAGAAGGGAAUAUGCCGAGCACAUUCGAAGAUCUCCGAGAGGGCGCCGAAGUGACUGGUUUUAUCAGGAACAUUACGCCUACUGGACUGUUUGUGCAAUUCCUUGGAGGACUUAUUGGUCUUGUUCCCAGACGACUUGUCGGCUCGGAGGAUUCGAAUAAAUCUGAGUUCGGAAAAGCUAACUUCCAGGUGGUCUCUGCGACUGUGCACUCCCUCGACACCGAUUUCCGGCGCUUCAUCCUGAGCAUGGAUCCUGCGGAAGCGACACAUGCUGGCCCUAAGAAGGAGUCUACGAAGAAAUCUGCAAAGGAAACUGCAGCCGCCGGUGAUGAAUCCCUUGCCAAUCCAGUCGACGAGACCCUGAAGGCCAAGUCAGAUAUCACUGUCGGUCGAGUUCUGAAGUGCAAGAUUAAUUCAGUUAAGGGUACCCAAAUCAAUGUAAAACUUGCCGACAACGUCCAGGGCCGUAUUGAUGUCUCCGAAGUGUUUGACAGUUGGGAAGAUAUCAGUGACAAGAAACAGCCAUUAAAGCACUUUCGUCCCGGCCAGGUCAUAACCGCAAAGGUGUUGGGUCUGCACGAUGCUCGCAGUUACACAUAUCUUCCUAUCAGUCACCGCACGGGCAAGUUCAACGUGUAUGAGCUUUCCAUGAAGCCUAAGUUCGUCAAAGCAGACAACGCUACGCCGUUAACCAUUGACCAGGUGCAAGCUGGUUCAUCAUCAUUCGGUUUUGUCAACAAUGUUAGCAAUGAUUUCUUCUGGGUCAGUCUGUCCCCUAAUGUUCGAGGACGGUUGCGCUUCAUCGACGCAUCGGACGAUAUAUCUCUUCUCGCAGAUAUAGAAAAGCAAUAUCCAAUCGGUUGUGCAUUGAAGUUCCGCGUCACUGGGGUCGACGCUGAGAAGGGCCACAUUGAUCUCUCAGCCAGAGAACGGUCUGAAAGCCUCACAUUUGAUGAUCUGUCUGUUGGCAUGGUUCUACCUACCAGAGUGACGCGCGUUACGGACAAGCAGGUCAUCAUGCAACUCAACAAUACACUAGUCGGUGCUGUUGACCUGAUUAACAUGGCAGACGACUUCUCAAAGGCUGAUCCCCACGCCUACCACAAGAACGAAGUCGUCCGCUCAUGUAUCAUUGGUGUUGACAAAGCCAAUCGGAAGAUUCACCUCUCUUUGCGGCCAUCAAAGGUCCUGAGCUCAUCUCUUCCCGUUCAGGAUCCAGAGAUUACCUCCAUGGAGCAGGUUAAAGUCAACGAUAUCAUCCGCGGCUUCGUUCGACAAGUUUCCGAUGGUGGGCUGUUUGUGACCGUUGGUCACAAUAUCGUCGCUUUUAUUCGCAUUUCGGACCUGUCGGACUCCUAUUUGAAAGAGUGGAAAGAUUCGUUCCAGGUUGGUCAGCUCGUCAAAGGACGAGUAACCCUGGUGGACCCGGAGAACAAAAAGCUUCAGAUGAGUCUUAAGGACUCUGUUCUUGAUCCAAGCUACAAGGCUCCUAUAACACUUUAUGACCUCAAGCCUGGCCAAAUCGUGACUGGAAAAGUUCGUAAAGUGGAGCAGUUCGGUGCUUUCAUUGUCAUUGACGGCUCCUCCAAUGUCAGUGGGCUUUGCCAUCGCACCGAAAUGGCGGAUACUCGCGUGGAAGAUGCGAGGACCCUGUACGAGGAAGGAGAUGCCGUCAAGGCAAAAGUUCUUAAGGUGGAUCGUGACCAGGGAAAGAUCUCUUUCGGGCUCAAAGCUUCAUACUUCAAUGACGAUGCCGAGGAUGAGAGCAGCGGAAAUGAAGAUAGUGAUUCCGACGGAGUCAGUCUUGACAGUUUUGGCGGUGUUGAGCUUGAAGAAUCUGGCGAAAGCGAUGAGGAUGACGACAGUGAUGUGUCCAUGGGCGGAAUGGAUCUUGAAGAUGAAAGUGGAAGUGAGGAGAGUGAAGAGGAAGAAGAGGGUGAUGCUGUUGUUGAUGAACCUACGAAUAAGAUUCGAAAGGGUGGCCUUGGUGCCGUUGGUUUCGAUUGGAAUGGCAACACACAGGACGAUGAAGAUGAGGCCAUGCAAUCCGAUUCUGAUGAUGAGGACAAGGGCAUACAGAAGAAGAGAAAGCACCGACAGCCUGAAAUCCUGGUUGACCGUACAGGGGAGCUCGAUGCUAACGGGCCACAGUCCGUAGCCGACUACGAACGACUCCUGCUCGGUGAGCCUAACUCUUCGCUUCUUUGGCUGAAAUACAUGGCAUUCCAGCUCGAGCUGGGCGAGGUCGAGAAGGCCAGGGAGAUUGCCGAACGUGCUCUCCGUACCAUUACCAUUGGCCAAGACACAGAGAAGCUAAACAUCUGGGUGGCUAUGCUGAACCUGGAGAACACAUACGGCGACGAUGACACCCUUGAGGAAGUCUUUAAGCGUGCUUGCCAAUACAAUGAUACGCAGGAGAUCUAUGAACGGUUGACCAGCAUCUACAUACAGUCCGGCAAGAACGAGAAAGCAGACGAGCUCUUCAAGACAGCUCUCAAGAAGAAGGUCUUCCCCAAUUCCCCCAAGUUCUUUAUCAACUACGCCACCUUCCUGUACGACACUAUGGCUGCCCCAGACCGCGGUCGUGGCCUCCUUUCCCGCGCCCUCCAAUCCCUCCCCAAGAAUACGCACGUCGAAACCACAUCCAAAUUCGCACAGCUCGAAUUCCGCUCUCCCAAUGGCGACGUUGAACGUGGCCGCACCGUCUUCGAGGGCCUACUCUCCUCUUUCCCCAAGCGUGUUGAUCUUUGGAACGUCCUUCUGGAUUUGGAAAUCAAAAACGGCGACGUUGAGCAGGCGCGCUUCUUCUUCAAGAAAUGGCUUGAUUUUGAGGAGAAGAAGGGUGAUGAGAAAACGGUCGAGGAGAUUAAGGCCAAGGCUGCGGAGUAUGUCAAGUCCCUGCAGCAGGAAUAA